Molecule: messenger RNA, 405 nt
Organism: Peronospora farinosa
Lineage: Eukaryota; Oomycota; Peronosporomycetes; Peronosporales; Peronosporaceae
Source: the annotation of a GenBank genome assembly
AUGGACGUCAUCCGCAAGUAUCUAAAGACAGAUCUUCCGCGCUAUCUCAAGGGGUUGCCGCUGCCUCGCACGUUUUCGGGCUUUUUAAAGCUCAAACAAGCCGAUUGGAUGUAUCUGGCGCCACUUCUCAUCACUAUCUUUAUGCUGGGACUGACGCUGUUUGCUGGCAAGGGCAACUCAAAGCCUAGACGUGUGAACCGUAAGGUGCAGAUGGAGAAGGAGAAGGUGGUGGACUUUGUGUCGAUACCGGACGUGGAAGACGUCAUCAAGGAGAAAGGCAAGUGUGCGGUCUGUCGCUGCUGGAAGUCCAACAAGUUCCCGUACUGUGAUGGCUCUCACAUGAAGCACAACAAGGAAACGGGUGACAAUGUUGGACCACUCGUUUUUACGGCCAAGAAGGCCUAA